GAGAGACAGAACACAGCAGCCGUGCAGAGCGACCUGCAGAAACUGUGUGAAAUCAUAAUAAAGGACAGAGAACAGGCUAAAGACUGCACUUUAGAGCGGACGAGCAAACCUGAAGUCACCGGAGUGAAGACGAGGCGGAGACUCGAGGAGCAUCAAUAGAUAUUGAGUUCUUGUCUCGAUAGACUUCAUAAAAGAACGGCGAGAACAUGGAUGGUCCAGAACCCUGCAGAAUAAAACAAGAUGAUGGUGAAGAACACAUAGGCCUGACGGAAGAGAACAAGGUGCUUGAAGAACUGAUGGAAGCGGGGGAGAAACAUGACACUUGCCCUCAGUGUGGAGAGAGUUUCUCAUGCGAACAAAGUCUUAAUCUUCACAUGAAAUUUCAUAGUGGAAUGGAGCCGUACGCAUGUGAUCAGUGCGAGAAGACUUUCACGCAAAAAGCGAACCUUGCCAAACACAGUAAAAUCCACACUGACGAGAAGCCACACACGUGUGAUCAGUGCGGGAAGAAGUUCAGACUUAAAGGAUUUCUCUAUGAACACAUGAAAAUCCACACGGGAGCGAUGCCGUACACGUGUGAUCAGUGCGGGAGGAAAUUCAGACAUAAAGGAAACCUGAACACACACAUGAAUAUCCACACUGGAAAGAAACCCUUCGCAUGUGAUCAGUGCGGGAAGAGUUUCAGACAUAAAGGAAAUUAUAACGAUCACAUGAAAAUCCACGCAGGAGAGAAGCCCUGGAGAAAAACCACUGGAGAGCCGCACGCAUGCAGUCAGUGUGGAAAGAAAUUCAAACAAAAACACAUCCUUAAUGAACACAUGAGAACCCACACUGGAGAGAAGCCGCACACAUGCGAUCAGUGCGGGAGGAAAUUUAGAUAUAAAGGAAACCUGAACACACACAUGAAUAUCCACACUGGAGAGAAACCCUUCGCAUGUGAUCAGUGCGGGAAGAGUUUCAGACAUAGAGGAAAUUAUAACGAUCACAUGAAAAUCCACACUGGAGAGAAGCAGUACGCAUGUGAACAGUGUGCUAAGAGUUUCAUACAAAAAGGACAGCUUAAUGAACACAUGAAAAUCCACACUGGAGAGAAGCCCUUCACAUGUGAAGAGUGCGGGAAGAGUUUCAGAAAGUCAAGUGUUUUUAAAGUACAUCAGCUCACUCAUUCUAGAGAAAGAAUUUAUAACUGUGACCAGUGCAGUAAAACAUUUUUUAGGGCAGAUUUCCUGAAGGACCACAUGACCGUUCAUACACAGGAGAGGCCUUACGUAUGUUCUUUGUGUGCAAAGAGCUUUAGACAGAUGGGUAAUUUAAAAACACAUCUGAAAAGACACAGCGGUGUGAAGGAUCAUAUUUGCUCGGAGUGUGGAAAGACGUUUUUUACAGUUCAUGCACUGAGAAAGCACCAGACAGUUCACACCGGAGAAAAACCUAACCAGUGUUCACACUCUGACAAGACAUUCACAUGGCCAGAAUAUCUGAAAAUACAUGAGACGAUCCACACUGAAGAGAAGCCACACACGUGUGAUCAGUGCGGGAAGAAGUUCAGACUUAAAGGAUUUCUCUAUGAACACAUGAAAAUCCACACGGGAGCGAUGCCGUACACGUGUGAUCAGUGCGGGAGGAAAUUCAGACAUAAAGGAAGCCUUAAUACACACAUGAGAAUCCACACUGGAAAGAAACCCUUCGCAUGUGAUCAGUGCGGGAAGAGUUUCAGACAUAAAGGAAAUUAUAACGAUCACAUGAAAAUCCACACUGGAGAGAAGCCGCAUGUAUGUGAUCAGUGCGGGAGGAGUUUCAUACAAAAAGAACACCUUAAAAAACACAUGAGGAUCCACACUGGAGAGAAGCCCUUCACAUGUGAACAGUGCGGAAAGGGUUUCGUAAAAAAAGAACGCCUUAUAAAACACAUGAAAAUACACUGAAGAGAAGCCGUACACAUUUCAGACUUGAAGGAACUCUUUAUGAACACAUGAGAAUCCACACUGGAGAGAAGCCCUUCACAUGUGAACAGUGCGGAAAGAGUUUCAGAAAGUCAGGGGUUUUAAGAGAACAUCCGCAUACUCCUUCUGGAGAAAGACUAUAUAAGUGUGACCAGUGCAGUAAAACAUAUUUUAGGGAAGAUUCCCUAAAAGUGCAUACACGGGAGAGGACUUACACAUGUUCUUUUUGUCCAGAGAGUUUUAGACAGAUGGGUAAUUUAAAAACACGUCUGAAAAGACACAGCGGUGUGAAGGAUGAUAUUUGUUAUGAGUACGGAAGGGCUUUUUUAAUUUUUUUUUAGAGAUUCUGAACUGAAAAUGCACCAGAAAGUUCAUACUGAGGAAAAACCUUACAAGUGUUCACACUGUGACGAGAGAUUCAAACGGC
This is a messenger RNA of Sinocyclocheilus rhinocerous, 2370 nucleotides long. RefSeq names its product gastrula zinc finger protein XlCGF57.1-like. NCBI's taxonomy places the organism in Eukaryota, Metazoa, Chordata, Actinopteri, Cypriniformes, Cyprinidae. The coding region runs from base 207 to 1925 and encodes 572 amino acids. Gene Ontology annotation, cellular component: nucleus. The record is from RefSeq and is a predicted model, not a curated record. The transcript has 3 exons. Gene Ontology annotation, biological process: regulation of transcription by RNA polymerase II. Gene Ontology annotation, molecular function: DNA-binding transcription factor activity, RNA polymerase II-specific; RNA polymerase II transcription regulatory region sequence-specific DNA binding.